GGUUGCGCACGCAUACCCUCCACGCAGCCCAUCUCGCAAGCCUCUCUCCGAGCCAUGCGAGCACCGCGUGAGCAGUUUCGCGCAGGUGCCAGCUCGGUGCAAGGACUUUGGGCGGAGCUCAAGGCCACCAAGAAAGCCUUGGGCGAAGUCUUUGAGGCGCCAUGCCCGCCUCCCUUGGACAUGGAAAAGCCGGAAGGUCUGCUUUGGCAGCCGCCAUCGCUCUUGGGCCGGACGCGGUUUGCGCGUGGCGCAGCCUCGGAUAGUGAAAGCUCAGAGGAAACUGUGGACUUGCGGCGGAAGCAUCGAGAGAUAUGUCCGGUGAGCCCAGAGCCUGCCACAACCAGAGCGUCUGACCAGGAGUUCAGCAUUUCGAAAGACUUGUCCCCUCUGAGCAGCAUCCCUCAGGAUUGCACAGACCUGGACAGUAAUCAAGACUCAGUCGAGGAGUUUGAAUCCGGCGAGCGGGUCAGACACGAUGACUGGAGCGAUCCGGGCAGCUGGCCUGAGCAUUUGAAGCCAUAUCCAGCCGAGCCAAUGACUUUCCAGGCGCAUACCCUGUUCCAGCCGCCCAGGCGCACGACUGACCGGGUGAGGCCCGGCCGGAGCCGACGCUCUGGCCGGGAAUCCAGACCCACGCAGCCCGACCUCAGCGAUGUUGUGGAAUGUCUGAUAUCGGGGGUGCACAGGAAAAGUUUGAAUGGCUUGACGAGCUCGGUGAGCCCGACAAAACGGAGACCUGCACGCACACUGGUUCAGUCGGACUCCGAGUCUGAAGAGCUCCCGACGGCGCGUGGAAUCGAGCAGCCACUGAGCUCUUCGCCGAGACCGCAGAGCCCGCAGAGCCCUCAGAGCCCGAGCCCCAGUCCAAAACGUGCGGGGCUCGCAGAUGCUGUGGAGGUAUUGAUGUCCGGCAGCAGACCGACUUCGCCGCUCCAGGUGAGCCAUGCACCAUUUCAGCAUGAGCUGGCCGAUGUGGUUGAAGCACUGGUUUUGGGCCAUGCAGGCCAGGCAGCUUUGACGAUGCAGCCAGAGAGCGUCAGUGACUCUGAGAGCGAGGUUUCUUUUGAAACUGCAGGUCCAUCAGGUGUGUUCGUCCUGGAGACUCCCAGGAAGUACCAAAUUGGAAAGCCGCCAUGUAUGUUUGGCAGAUCGCACGUCAACAUUCUGGCCCACCCAGAUAUCGCACGCUCCUGGUUUGAUCGUCGGUUCCCUCUACCUCCACUGGCUCUAGCGGCGGCAGCUCGUGCUGCCGCCAGCUACCAAUCCGUGCACUUCAACCAGAAAUUUCAGAACGAUCCGGCUACCACUCAGCCCACACAGAUCCCGGGCUUCAUGGUGCUCACCGGCCGCUGGAACAAGGCCAGCUGCUUGGAAGAUUGGCGAGACUCUCCGCGGGAGAGCCCCAGAGCUGCACCUUCUCGUCAUGUGGAGGUGGAUCUGGAGAGCGACGUGUCGGUGGACCCCCGGCGUAGCCUGCGCAGCGACCCCUCCUUUCAGCGGCACGAGGCGCCUGCAGCCUUCUUCUUCGAUCAGGCGAAGGCAGAGAGUCAGGCAGCGCCGGUACGCUUUGAGGAGGACCAGAUCUGCUUGGCGGGCUGCCAGAGGCCGGAGCCGGAGCCGAAAGGCUGCCAAUGCCUCAGGAGAUGCAGCCGCAGACAGAUCAUAAUCGUUCUGGCAGUGGCAGUCUUGAUUCUAUCAUUGGCUGUGCUGGGCUACCUUACGGCUGCGCUGCUGCGGCUUGGAGCCUUCAGGUGCAGCCGUGAGGAGACGCCUUUCCUGCCGGGCGAUUGUGGCCGACGACUGAGAGGCCAAAGUCUCAUCUAAGAUGAGGCUUGUAAUGUUGACCCCGUAUUAGUCUGUACCCCCCCC
Messenger RNA from Effrenium voratum, 1869 nucleotides. NCBI's taxonomy places the organism in Eukaryota, Dinophyceae, Suessiales, Symbiodiniaceae. The record is from the annotation of a GenBank genome assembly.